Messenger RNA from Pistacia vera, 2033 nucleotides. RefSeq lists its product as uncharacterized. The coding region runs from base 4 to 1860 and encodes 618 amino acids. The record is from RefSeq and is a predicted model, not a curated record. Lineage: Eukaryota; Viridiplantae; Streptophyta; Magnoliopsida; Sapindales; Anacardiaceae. The transcript is spliced from 10 exons.
AAAAUGCAAGAUUCACAAAGCGUACUUAAGGUUUUGGUUAUUUGGAGGGGAAACAAGUAUGUUGUGGAAAUGAAUUCCAAUUCGUCUCUCAAGGAGCUAGGCACUGAGCUCCAGAAGUUGACCGAUGUCAAGGCGGAUACAAUGCGGUUGAUUGUUCCUCAAAAUAAAGGAUCAAAACUGAUGUCUCCUUUCUCUGAUGAUCAUUCAAGAUUAAGUGUGCUGGAAGUUUCUAUCAUUGAGGGGAAGCCUAUCAGAAUGAUGGGAGUAUCUGAAGAUGAAGUUGACAAAGUUCUGCAAAAUGAGAAGGAAGACCUGAGGAUAGUUGGAUUUGAUGAAGAAGAAAAGAGAUUGAGGCAACGAAUGUUAGAUGGGCCCAUUGCUCCACUGAAACUUCCUCAAGGACAAUAUAUCUUUUGUGAUUUUCGCACUCUUCAGAUUCCAGGAGUAGAGUUGAACCCUCCAGCUUCAGAGGCAUUGAAAAGAAUGCAUAUGCUUGCUGCAGAUCCUGGAAUAGUUGCUAUUAUGAACAAGCAUCGUUGGCAUGUAGGAAUAAUGACAGAGAUGGCCCCUGUUGGUUAUGUUGGCAUAAGUCCAAAAUGCAUUCUCGGUGUUAACAAGAAUCAUGGAGAGGAAAUAUCUCUGCGUCUUCGAACAGAUGAUCUUAAGGGUUUCAGAAAAUACGAGCGUAUUAAGAAAACUCUUUUGCAUGAACUUGCUCACAUGUUAUACUCUGAACAUGAUGCAAACUUUUAUGCCCUUGAUAAACAGCUGAACCAAGAAGCUGCUUCUUUAGAUUGGACUAAAUCAAGGGGCCACUCCUUGAGUGGUGUCAGGUAUUCAGACCAAUAUGAAGACAACUUGUUUGCUGGAGAUAUUAGAAAUGCUUCCCACAAGCUUGGGGGAAAUGUUUCAGAACAGUUGGUGAGUGCUCGUGCAUCUUCAGUGGCUGCUGCUUAUCGUCGAUUAGUGAAUGUUUCUGCCAACAGUUUUGAAGUAUCUGAAGUGUGUGAAGAAUCUGAUCAUAUGGAUUUAGUUGAAAAAGAAAACAAGAUUGAGCCUGAUCCUGAUGAUUCUCUGGAUGGGGUAACUUUGGCAGCAACAAAUUCAUUUGAAGAACCUGAUCCGGAUGACUCUGAAGCUCUCUUGAAUUCUGGAGUAGUGGCUGAACCUCAUUCUCAUCACUUUCAGGUAAUGGAGGUGGAAAGCAUUCUUCAGCCAAGGAAGACCAUGGGUGAGCCUGAUCCAGAUGAUUCAGAGGCUAAAGGGAGAAUUUCAGGAUAUACAAAUAUUGCAAGACCCAAUUAUGGUCAUUCUUUAGCGAAUAAAACCAGGGAAGAUCAGGGCAAUAUGAACGCUUAUAGAGAACCUGAUCCAGAUGAUACUCAGGCCAAUGGAAUUGUACAGGGUGAGCCUGAUCCUGAUGAUACUCUGGUACAUGCACAUUGUAUAUCCAGUAUGAAAAUAGAUGAACCAGAUCCAGAUGCUCAAGAAUUGAGGAGAAUCCAAGACCCAGUGACUGUUGUUUGUAGCCGUCUGCAGAAGAUGAUUGAGCUGCUGCAAGCUGAAGUUAAUCCCUUGGAGGCAACUACUGUCCUACAAACUCUAUUUAAGAUAAUUAGGAAUGUGAUUGAACACCCUGAGGAGAUGAAGUACAAAAGACUCCGGAAGGCUAACCCCAUAAUCCAAAGGAAUGUUGCAAAUUAUAAAGCUGCCAUGGAGAUUCUGUAUUUGAUUGGUUUCAAUGAAGAUGUUGUUUUGGAUGAAAUCGGAAAAGCAGAAACUUAUUUAGUGUUGAAACGGAAUGAUCCAGGCUUAUUGUGGCUUGCCAAGUCCUCCCUUGAAACGUGCAUUGCGUACUAGCUGUGGAAAAUAUUAUACAAAGUACAAACAAAACAUUGCGUACUGGAAUGUGUGUGAUAUGUGAAAUAUAUAUUGUACAUUUCUUGAUGAAAUUCCUACAGACCUGUAACAUAUAUGAUAAGACUCUUGUCCAUAAAUAAGAAGAGUUGUUAUAUAAAUGUGAAUGCUAAUAA